This is a messenger RNA of Geosmithia morbida, 1353 nucleotides long. RefSeq names its product mannose-1-phosphate guanylyltransferase. Gene Ontology annotation, biological process: biosynthetic process. NCBI's taxonomy places the organism in Eukaryota, Fungi, Ascomycota, Sordariomycetes, Hypocreales, Bionectriaceae. The record is from RefSeq and is a predicted model, not a curated record. The transcript has 3 exons. Bases 1 to 1353 code for a protein of 450 amino acids. Gene Ontology annotation, cellular component: cytoplasm.
AUGUCGCUUCAGAUACCCAUGACUCACCGUACCAAGGACAGCACCACCAAGGCGGUCAUCCUGGUCGGUGGUCCCUCGCGCGGCACUCGCUUCCGCCCUCUGUCCCUCGACGUCCCCAAGCCUCUAUUCGAUGUGGCCGGCCACCCGAUCAUCUGGCACUGCCUGUCUGCCAUUGCGGCGGUUGGGUCGAUCCACGACGUCUGCAUAAUCGGCUACUACGACGAGACAGUGUUCCGCGAUGUCAUCAAGGAUGCGAUGAAGGAAUUCCCGAGCAUCACUUCGAUAAAAUACCUGCGCGAGUACCAGGCUCUGGGCACGGCUGGCGGCCUGUAUCACUUCCGCGACGCCAUCCUCAAGGGCCGUCCUGACAGACUGCUCGUCCUGAACGCCGAUGUGUGCUGCUCCUUCCCCCUUGGCGACAUGCUCAAGCUCUUUGACGACAAGGACGCCGAGGCCGUCAUCCUAGGCACGCGCGUCAGCGACGAGGCCGCCACCAACUUUGGGUGCAUCGUGUCCGACGCCCACACCCGCCGCGUGCUACACUACGUCGAGAAGCCCGAGUCCCACAUCAGCAACCUCAUCAACUGCGGCGUCUACCUCUUCUCGACCGAGGCCAUCUUCCCCAGCAUCCGGUCUGCUAUUAAGCGUCGCACCGACCGCCCCGCCCGCCUCGUCUCCUACCCUUCCUCCGAGAACCUCGAGCUCUUCACCUCUGCCAAGAACGCCGGUGCUGGCGGCGGUGAUGACGACGAAGAGGAGCAGCGCAAAAACGAAGUCAUCCGUCUUGAGCAGGACAUCCUCGGCGAUCUGGCAGACAGCAAGCAGUUCUUUGUCUGCGAGACCAAGGAUUUCUGGCGUCAGAUCAAGACGGCCGGUUCUGCCGUACCCGCCAACGCUCUCUACCUCCAGAGGGCCUGGCAGCGCGGCGACAAGGAGCUCUCGGCCGCUAGUGCCAACAUUGUCCCUCCCGUCUUCAUCCACCCUACAGCCCAGAUUCACCCCACGGCCAAGAUCGGCCCCAACGUCAGCGUCGGUCCUCGUGCCGUCAUUGGCGCUGGCGCCCGUGUCAAGGAGUCCAUUGUCCUCGAGGACUCUGAGAUUCGCCACGACGCCUGCGUCCUCUACUCCAUCAUCGGAUGGGGAAGCCGCGUCGGCGCCUGGGCCCGUGUCGAGGGUACCCCCACUCCCGUCACGGACCAUUCCACCAGCAUCAUCAAGAAUGGCAUCAAGGUUCAGAGCAUUACUAUUCUCGGAAAGGACUGCGCUGUUGGUGAUGAAGUCUGUGUGCAAAACUGCGUCUGCCUCCCGUACAAGGAGCUCAAGCGGGAUGUUGCGAACGAAAUCAUCAUGUAA